AUGGCGCGCACGAAGUGCACGACCCGGGAUCACCGAGAGUGGCGCGCGCACCGCUCGGGGCCGAUGGACGUCGCGGUGUACGUCUUCCGGGGCGGUUGGUCCACCGUCGCGCCGCGGACGAGACGGAGGGCGCGGAUGCGGGUCAUUUACGUCACGCGGGAGGAACUGUCGACGCUCGAACGGGCGCCGACGUCGUUGCGCGAUCUGUACGAGUACGAGAGCCGGGUGCGGGAUGUCGAAGCGGGCGACGCGUCCGCGGCGUCCGCGGCGAGCGUUCCCGAGGGGCUCCCGACGCUCGCGGCGAACUUCACCGAGGCGGAGCUGAGGAAAUACCAGCAGGCGUGCGCGAAGCUGAAAUCUGCCUCGAAGUACCGGAGGUUCCGCACGGCGCUGAGCAUCGGGGAGACGAACGCGAAGAAGGCGUUGGGUUUCGUGCACCUCGUCGCCGACGCGAAGCGCGCCGAGGUUGAAAAGGACGCGUAUUUAACAGUCGCGCGGUUCAUCGCCACGGCCAAGCACGAGGUGCGAUCCUCCAAAGAUUUCACCGGGGAGCUACCGGACGUCCCGGAGGAGACGCGCGGUCGAAUCAUGAAGCUCAUCGACGAGUGCGGCUUCACGGGGAGCCUCAGGAGCGCCUUUGAGUUGGAUUUCGUCCGCGCGAAGCUUUGCAUCGUCGGCGCAAAGGGACAAAAACUGUAUAUAAACGUGCUGCGCAGAGAGGAUAGGACGGAUGCGGUGUUUUGUCCAUCCUUCGCCGUCGCGAAGGCUUUCGCCAAGCUCGUCGGCCUGGACGCGUUGGCUCGCGACCACGCGAGGCGGAAAGGCGACGAGCGUCGCGACCGCUUUCACCCGCCGACGGAGCCCGAUAUAUAUCGUCCCAUGGAUCGCCGUCCAAGGAUCUCGCACCAUCUCGCGCUCUUUCCGUACGUACAGGAGCUCAUUCACGGCUACUACGUCGCCUACCUGGCGGAUAUCGACGCGCGCUGGCGCGGCCGCGUCGGCGCCGAGGCCACGAUGUGGGUCCCGACCGACGCGACGGCGCCGAAGCGAAACCGCGAGUGA
This is a messenger RNA of Ostreococcus tauri, 1062 nucleotides long. Its product is annotated as unnamed product. Bases 1 to 1062 code for a protein of 353 amino acids. The transcript has a single exon. The record is from RefSeq and is a predicted model, not a curated record. NCBI's taxonomy places the organism in Eukaryota, Viridiplantae, Chlorophyta, Mamiellophyceae, Mamiellales, Bathycoccaceae.